Molecule: messenger RNA, 2040 nt
Organism: Dendrobium catenatum
Lineage: Eukaryota; Viridiplantae; Streptophyta; Magnoliopsida; Asparagales; Orchidaceae
Product: silicon efflux transporter LSI2-like
Exons: 3
Coding region: 523-1971 (482 amino acids)
Biological process (GO): transmembrane transport
Cellular component (GO): membrane
Source: RefSeq, a predicted model, not a curated record
UCCAAGCAACAUCGCCACAUUCUCUGUGAAUCUCUCUCUUUGUGAAAAAAAAUCUUGGUUUAAAAGCUCAAUAUUUCCUCUUUGUUGCAAUAAAAAUGUCCACGCUUUCAAGCUAAUAUAUUUUUAGUAGUAUAACUAUUUUUGCAGCAGAGAAAAUUUAAGUGUUUUCAAACUACUUAAUUCCUUCUUUUGCAGCAGUCAGGUUCCUUCAAGCUGCAAAGAAGCUUCAUCAAAAUCAUAAGAGUAGCAUCUAAUGUUUUGAUCCUUAAAUUUUCUUAUAUCGUUGGUUUCAGUCCUUCACCAUCUUCCAGCUCUAUCUUACCAACUGAAGUUUCCUAACUAAGACUUUUUAGACUUCCUUGAUUCGCUAUUGGAAACAAACCAUCUAAGUAGUCCUUCUGGCAAACUGCAACUGCAAUUUAGAUCAUCCUGACGAAUUGAUCUUAGGAGACCCAUCUGAAGGUGUUAGGACUAGGCAUAGACUUAGAAAAGAAGUAAACCAUUCUUAAUCAUCAGUACAAAAUGGCCCUUGCAGCCACAACAGAGGUGGUACUGGGCUCGAUUUCAUUUGGGAUAUUCUGGAUAAUGGCCGUCUUCCCAGCAGUCCCUUUCCUUCCAAUUGGAAGAACCGCAGGCUCGCUACUCGGUGCCCUGCUCAUGGUCAUUUUCCAUGUCAUAUCACCUGAACAAGCUUAUUCCUCCAUUGACAUGCCUAUUCUUAGCCUCCUAUUUGGAACCAUGGUUGUUAGCAUUUACCUUGAGAAAGCCCACAUGUUUAAGUACUUGAGUCAGCUUCUUUCCUGGAAAUCCAAAGGUGGUAGAGACUUGCUUUGCAGAAUCUGCAUCAUUUCAGCAUUCUCAAGUGCUCUCUUCACAAAUGACACCACCUGCAUUGUUUUAACUGAGUUUGUCCUCAAGCUUGCAAAGCAAAAUAACCUUCCACCAAAGCCUUUUCUGCUUGCUCUUGCCUCAAGUGCCAAUAUUGGUUCUACCACAACUCCCAUUGGUAAUCCUCAGAACUUAGUCAUUGCAGUUCAGAGUAAAAUCUCCUUUGGAAAAUUCUUAAUGGGAAUCCUACCUGCAAUGAUUGUUGGAAUAUUCAUAAACACAACUAUUCUGUUGUGUAUGUUUUGGAAAUCUUUGUCAUCUAUGAAAGAUGAAGAAGAGGCUGUUGAUGAAGCAGUGGUGGAUGGAGAAGUAGUAUUUCAUAAGUUUUCUCCUGCAAGAAUGUCUCACCAUUCAAAUCAGAAUUCUCAAGUGGAGGUUGGUGGAGAUGAAGGAGAAAAGAACAACAUUCAGCUUAGUGUUGUGAGAGAGACAACUUUAAUGGUUGGGGCUGAUGUAGAAAAGCAAUUAAGCAGGAAGGCUUUGUUCUUGAAAGGGUGUGUAUAUUUGGUUACAAUUGGGAUGUUGACUGCUUUGUUGAUUGGGCUUAACAUGUCAUGGACUGCAAUUACUGCUGCACUUGCUCUCAUUGUUAUUGAUUUCAGGGAUGCUGGGCCUUGUCUUGAUAAGGUUUCAUAUUCUCUUUUGAUAUUCUUCUGCGGAAUGUUCAUCACAGUAGAAGGAUUCAACAAAACAGGAAUACCUAGUGUUUUCUGGAACUUCAUGGAACCACAUGCAAGGAUCAAUCAUGCUAGUGGAAUGGCUGUGCUCUCUCUUGUUAUACUUCUCCUAUCAAACUUGGCCUCCAACGUACCAACUGUUCUCCUUCUAGGAGUCCAGGUGGCAAAAUCUGCGGCGGCGAUAUCGUCGGCCACCGUCCCACGAGCAUGGCUCAUUCUGGCUUGGGUUAGUACUGUGGCAGGCAACCUAUCACUUCUUGGUUCAGCUGCAAAUCUUAUAGUCUGUGAGCAAGCAAGAAGAUCACAGUUAUAUGGUUACACACUCUCAUUUUGGAGUCAUCUUGUUUUUGGACUUCCAUCAACUCUCAUCAUCACAGCUGUCGGCCUCCCUCUCAUCAACUGUUAAAUAUUACUCUGCUAGUUCUACUUUUGUGAAGCGAAGAUGAAUAAUUUUGGAUAAUUUGUAACAUAUUUG